Messenger RNA from Lizanozyma spartinae, 1185 nucleotides. RefSeq names its product cytochrome P450. Gene Ontology annotation, molecular function: oxidoreductase activity, acting on paired donors, with incorporation or reduction of molecular oxygen, reduced flavin or flavoprotein as one donor, and incorporation of one atom of oxygen; iron ion binding; heme binding. The record is from RefSeq and is a predicted model, not a curated record. Bases 1 to 1185 code for a protein of 394 amino acids. The transcript is spliced from 2 exons. NCBI's taxonomy places the organism in Eukaryota, Fungi, Ascomycota, Pichiomycetes, Serinales, Debaryomycetaceae.
AUGACUAAAGAUCCGGAGAACAUCAAAGCUAUGUUGAGUACUCAGUUUAAUGAUUUUAUUUUAGGUCGUCAUGAAAUGGUUGAACCAUUACUUGGUGAUGGGAUUUUCAGUUUAGAUGGUGAAGGCUGGAAGCAUUCGAGAACAAUAUUGAGACCUCAAUUUGCCAGGGAGCAAGUUGGUCACGUAGAAAUGUUGGAGCCUCAUUUUCAAAUGAUGAAGAGGCACAUUCUUAAGCACUCUGAUGGUUCGCCGUUUGAUAUUCAAGAUUUAUUCUUCAAGUUUACCAUUGACAGUGCUACAGAGUUUUUGUUUGGCGGCACUUGUGGCUCUCUCCGUGAUGAAUCAAUAGCGGAAUCAGGAGGGGAACAAAUUGUCAAUGGAACUGAUUUUGCAAAAUGCUUCAAUGCAAGUCAGUUAUAUACUAACACCAGAAUAUUAAUGCAAUGGAUGUGUAUCUUCUGGAAUAGUAAAGAAUACAAAAGAUGUAAUGAAGUUGUUCACAAGUUUGCGGAUCAUUAUGUGGACAAGGUCUUAAAAAUGGAUCCUGACGAACUUGAUAAAAAUUCAUCAUCUAAGUAUGUCUUUUUGUAUGAGUUAGCAAAGCAAACCAGAGAUCCUAAAAUGCUAAGGGACCAGAGUAUUAAUAUUUUGCUUGCAGGAAGAGAUACCACAGCGGGGUUGUUAUCUUUUGUAUUUUAUGAAUUAGCAAAGAAACCUCACAUAUGGUCUAAGCUAAGGAAGGAAAUUGUCGAUAAUUUUGGAUGUGAUACUAAUGAUACUUCGAAUGUUUCUGCAUUAUCUUUUGAAAGUUUGAAAAAAUGUGAAUAUUUGAAGGCAGUAAUCAAUGAAACUCUUCGUUUGUAUCCAUCUGUUCCAAAGAAUUUUAGGGUCCCAAUUCGUGACACGACCCUACCAAGAGGUGGUGGAGAAGAUGAAUCUUCACCAAUAUUUUUACCAAAGGGAUCAAUGGUGGCCUACAAUGUUUAUUCUAUGCAUAGAAACAAAGACGUUUAUGGUGAAAAUGCGGAAGAUUUUGUCCCUGAAAGAUGGUUUGAUUCAAAUGUAAAGAACAUAGGAUGGAAUUACUUACCUUUCAAUGGUGGUCCUAGAAUUUGUUUGGGUCAGCAAUUUGCUUUAACUGAAGCAAGUUAUGUUAUUGCGAGAUUAUUUGUUAAGGUUGCCUGA